Messenger RNA from Engraulis encrasicolus (European anchovy), 3683 nucleotides. RefSeq names its product retinol dehydrogenase 14b (gene rdh14b). The record is from RefSeq and is a predicted model, not a curated record. The coding region runs from base 75 to 1058 and encodes 327 amino acids. Lineage: Eukaryota; Metazoa; Chordata; Actinopteri; Clupeiformes; Engraulidae. The transcript is spliced from 2 exons.
AGGGAGUUUGAGUUGCGGGUCGUCCUCACGCUGUUGUCUGAUUUCGGUGGAGAGGGACCACUCGCAUUGCCCUAAUGGCAGCAGCUAUUAUUAUAACAGCUGUUCUCGGUGGAGGUGUUCUUCUUUUUGCCCGUAGGAUAUUUUCCAAGCGGAAAACAGUGAAAUUGCUCAGCUAUCCUGCUGCCAUGAUGCGAGGAAAGACCAUUAUUGUGACUGGUGCGAACUGCGGCAUUGGGAAAGCUACCGUGGCCGAAUUGGUGAAACUUCAGGCCCGGGUGAUCAUGGCCUGUCGAGAUCUUCCCAGGGCCGAAGAAGCUGCGGCAGAAAUCAAGAAAGCGGCUGGACCCGACCAAGGACAGGUUGUCAUCAAGCAUUUGGACCUGGCGUCCCUCAAGUCCGUUCACAGUUUCUGCGAAGAGGUGAUCAAGGAGGAGACGAAGAUCGACGUGCUGAUCAACAACGCAGGCAUCUACCAGUGCCCUUACACCAAGACGGAGGAGGGCUUCGAGAUGCAGCUGGGGGUCAACCACCUGGGCCACUUCCUCCUCACUCACCUGCUCCUGGACCUGCUCAAGUCCUCCGCCCCCAGCCGCGUGGUAGUUGUCUCCUCCAAGCUUUACAAGUACGGCAGCAUCAACUUCUCGGACCUCAACAGCACGCAGAACUACAACAAGGCCUUCUGCUACAGCCAGAGCAAGCUGGCCAACCUGCUCUUCACCCGCGAGCUGGCGCGACGCAUCGAGGGCACGGGCGUCACCGUCAACGCCUUGACGCCGGGCAUCGUGAGGACCAACCUGGGCCGGCACGUGCACAUCCCCUUCCUGGCGCGGCCGCUCUUCAAGCUGGUCUCCUGGCUGUACUUCAAGAGCCCGCUAGAGGGCGCCCAGACGCCGCUCUACCUGGCCUGCGCGCCGGAGGUGGAGGGCAUCACCGGGAAGUGCUUCGCCAACUGCGAGGAGGAGGAGCUGCAGCCCAAAGCCAUGGACGACCAGGCUGCACAGAGGCUGUGGGCCCUGAGCGAGGAGAUGGUGGGACUGAGGAAGGCAGGAGGUGACUAGAGGAGACUAGAGGACACAGGGUCAAAGAAUCGUCCAUUAGAGUAAGAUGCCCCAAACGCCGCCUACACAAUGGAAAGGAGUUUGGUCUCCUAAGGGGCUGUUGUCCCCCUCUGUCUUCUUCUUAUUCUGGGGCGGUUGGUAACGGCUUGCAUAAGAUGUGCGCUACUACCAUCUACAACGCUAAGGGAACUCCAUUUAUUCUCAACUUUAAGUCUCCACAGGUCUCCUAAUCAAAGGUCUCCUGAAGGGGCCUUCACCUGACGUCACAGGAAUCCAUGAAAAGUACGAACUUGAUGUAUCUUACUCUAAUGGGAGGAUCUUUGACGGGGUUCUUGCUACCUCCCGUCCAGGAGCGUUUUUUUUUUUUUUUAAAGAGAGACAAGGGUAGGCAACUGCCUUGGGGCCCCUCCAGCUUCCCCGAACGUCAAGUGGCCCCCAGACCAGCCACUACCAAUUUCUUGUUAAAAGUAAGUAUUUUAAGGGUCCGCUAGCUAAAUUCACCUUGGGCCCUCAAGUUGUUAAGUCUGCCACUGCACCCGUUCUUCCCUGUGGCCUCCCAUAGCCUUGCCUAGGUGUCUAUUCACCGCUGUGGUGAAUUUCUCAAAACCAAAGUUGCUUACUACAUUAGCUACUUUGUUGUUUUCAAUGCAUUUUCCCAUUGGCAACUACCGAAGUUGCUAACAGGCUAAGAACUUCUCUUUUGAGAAACUCACCCCUGGAGAGAACAACUAAGUUUCUCUGCCGUCAACCAACGCAGAGCGACUUUUGAUGGGCUUUCCCCCAUUCAAUAUCUCGAUGAGGAUGACCUUUGAAUUGUGAUAUUGUAAAAUAUUGACAGAAACUUUGUUAAUCAAUGGUGCUGAGUUUUGUAUCAGAAGGCCACAAAGAACAGUCUAGAUGGGAGCAACCAGUUUGAUGUGCACACGUCCUUUUCUGUGUUCUCUGGCCUCGGAAUGCGAUGCUGGCCAUCACGAUGAUCAAAGUUUCUAUUCAAUAUUUUGUACAAACGUAAUUCAAACAUCAUUCUCUCAUUUGCAAUCAAUAUAUUGAAUGGGGUUGCCUAAGCCUAAGUCUCCACCCCUUUCGGACAGCUUGUGGGGUGUGAGAAGUCAAAACAAUUGACUGAGCUCUAAUUGACCGAUCAAACCUAUAUUUGGUCCACUUUGCCUUUUCCCCUAUAUCACGUCUAAUAACAUUUUAAAUUUAAGCGAGAUGUGACCCAUGGCCGGAAGUAGAAGAGCAGGGCAUGACUUGGGCUCCCCAUGAAGCCUUGUUUUCUCCACAGAGGCAGGAUGACACAGAGGCAAGAGGCCAGAGACUGCAGCAAAGGACGGGAAGAGAAGUAACAGACUGACUUGCAGCCCCUGGGGGUGCCAUUUGAGGGGAAUUAAUCCCCACCUCUGCUGAAUUAUAUUUAAUCUCUUUAGGGGGCGAGGACAUAAUCGCUAUUAAACGUCACCUCCUCUGUUUUUUGACAAAUGGCACACUGGAUUCAUAUGGUGACCCUAUCUCCCUGAAGAGAACACUGAUAAAGGGAAAGUCUAUGAAAAUGUGUUCCAUUCGUGACUUUAUUUGGAUUACCUUAGCCCGUCAUCAGGCGUGUGAAUGUUAAUGUGUGCAUUGCAGUAAGGUGACUGAUGACCCCCAGCUGUAUACAGUGUUAUAACUCUCAAAAGAUAAUAGUAACCGUUUGGCACCACGUGUGGUUGAAAAGUUGUAAAAGACUACUGUUUUUAAAAUAUAUUUAUUAUUAUUAUUUUGAGAACAUCAGUGCAUGAGGAUCAGAGUUCAAUAUCUUGCAAAAACUAUAUUCAAAGGUCAUUCUCUCAUUUCCAGUCAAUAUAUUGUUAGGGGGGAAACGGGGACAUAAAACAUAUGCUGUUCUGCUUUAAUGACCUGGCUAGAAUAGGUUUAGUGAUGUGCAGUUCCAGACCCAGAAUCACACAGUACACUGAGUAUCUGAUCUUCCUGUCCUCAUCAGCUGAUUCAGAGCUGGUGGGAAUAACAUUUGCGGCAGGUAGGGAUGCAAAUUAUCGAUUAAUUCAUUAAUCAUUAGUUGAUGGUCUUAUCGAUCGAUUUACGAUUAAUUGAUAAGCGGCGUUUUCCCCCGAAAUCUCAAUGUUUCUUGGAAAAAAACUACUAAAUCUAAAAUAAUAAAAAAAUGACAAAUACCACAUUUAAAUUAAUUCUAUUUCAAUUCUUUAAUCCAAAGGUGAUUCUAAUAUUCCCACUAUUCACACCCCUCUUCACACACUCUGCACAUGCCCAUUUAUCGAUUAAUCGAUUAAUCGUUUGCAUCCCUAGCGGCAGGGUUUUUACUUUCUGAAGCUGUGAUUGGCAACUCGGCAUACACGUUCAGACCCCCAUUUGAGUUCAUAUGUGGUUGGGCCAUGAUAAAAAGCAAGCAGACAACAUCCUGUAAAUAAGGCAAACUAUUGUCCUGCUACAUAGAAGAUCAUUUGCCACUACUAUCUGACAUAUCGCCUCACUGCAUACAACUGUGAAAUCCUUGAAGCGUGUUAUUUUACCCAAAUACUCUUAAAAUGUGUGAACUUGAAUUGAACUGUUACGUUCAGUUCUGCCAGGUGUUUGUAAAAUAAAAUGAUAAUGAAAUCUGGUCAGAAA